AAUGAAAAAAGGGCAGGGCAGGAAGAAUAGGAGGAGGGGAAGGAAGGGAGGGCAGGUAAAGGUGAGCUUUUACAGUACACCGCUCCUUAAACCCAGGAAAAGAUCUGAGCGCCCUGUUGACUUCUUUGUUUGUCCAUUUUUCUUAGCCGUCUACGUUAUCAGGACGAUGGUGAAAAACGAGCCGGAGAAGUCAUCAGACCGGCCUGACAACACUGCCUUCACCCAGCAGAGGCUUCCAGCAUGGCAGCCCAUUCUCUCUGCAGGAAUUGUUAUUCCAGGGUUUGUCCUUAUUGGGCUGGCAUUUAUCGGCGUUGGAGUUGCUCUCUUCAUCACUUCAAGGGACAUCCAGGUGCUGGAGUUGGACUACACUGGUGUGGAAUCAAGCAAUCCCUGCUCUAAGUGCACUGACCCAAAUGUCAGAAAUUGCAUUUGCACCAUAGUGUUUUCCCUUGACACUCUGUUUAAGGGACCUGUCUUCAUGUAUUAUGGCUUAACUAAUUAUUUCCAGAACCAAAGAAGGUAUGGGGUUUCCAGAGACGAUAAUCAGUUGUAUGGAGACCUGGAUUACUUUAAAAGUCCUGGUAGUGAUUGUGCCCCCUUUGACUAUGACGACAACAACAGACCAAUCGUGCCCUGUGGAGCCUUGGCUAACAGCAUGUUCAACGACACCUUUAAGCUCUUUCGGAAUGUCAACGGAGAUAAAAAGCCAGUGCCCCUCGAUGGAAAAGGGGUCGCUUGGUGGACCGACUACAAUAUCAAAAACCGGAAUCCCAGCGUGAAACCGCUGAAGAACGCCUUCAAUGGAACUGUUAAGCCUAUAAACUGGCAAAAGCCUGCUUAUGAGCUGGACACAAACGAUGAGUUUAACAACGGCUUCAUCAACCAAGACUUCCUGGUCUGGAUGAGGAGGGCAGCUCUUCCAGAUUUCAGGAAGCUGUAUCGACGAAUCACAGAUGAUGAAUACGAAAAUGGUCUACCAGCUGGAAACUACUCUCUGGACAUUUCCUACAACUAUCACGUUGUGAGCUUCAACGGCAGGAAGAAGGUGGUGCUCAGCAACGUGUCUUGGAUGGGAGGAAAGAACGACUUCCUGGGCAUUGCUUACCUCGUAGUGGGUUCCCUGUGCAUCGUCAUGUCCAUCGUUAUGCUCAUCGUUUACGCAAAGUUCAAGUUCCCAGAAGACGACUGAGCAGCUUUAAAAGGCAGCUUCCGGCUCACUGGUAUCAGAUGUAGUAUCAGAAUGACCUCUGAACUAAAACUGCAAUGUUUAUUUCAGGAUUUUUGAGUUUUCUUUUGUUAUCUUUGUUUUUUCAUUAUAGCUUAUUUUAUCUCCAGAGUUUGAGCUGCUUCCUCCUGGGAGGUCAGUUAUCUUAAAGCCAUAUUUCUUUAUGAAAAUCCAGUUAAAACUUAUUAUGUUGUUACCUUUAGGUAGUUUUCAUGGAGAUGUUGUAAAAACUGUAAAUAUUUCCAUCUUACUCAGGGAAAUGGUGUGAAAGCUAUCCUUAUGUUUUCUGGUACUCAAAGAUUUUGUCUUAACUUUUAGUAUUCCUUGAAACGGUUGACGUUAUCUUGAUAUUUAUUGAAUAAAACAACAAGAUCUUAUUUA
Cyprinodon tularosa is the source of this 1606-nucleotide messenger RNA. RefSeq names its product transmembrane protein 30B (gene tmem30b). The record is from RefSeq and is a predicted model, not a curated record. The transcript is spliced from 8 exons. Gene Ontology annotation, biological process: phospholipid translocation. Bases 2 to 1189 code for a protein of 395 amino acids. Gene Ontology annotation, cellular component: Golgi apparatus; plasma membrane; endoplasmic reticulum. Lineage: Eukaryota; Metazoa; Chordata; Actinopteri; Cyprinodontiformes; Cyprinodontidae.